UGACAACUUGACAUUGGUUGAUUGAUUGAGUUCGAGCGAUUGAUUUGAUUUUAUUUUUGUUUGCUGAUUAUUGUACAGAAGAUUAAUUCAAAUUAUUAAGAUUUCUAAAUAAUACACUAGUAAAGACAACGCCCGUUAUAUUACACUACACACAUAUAUAGGUAUAAUAGUAUAAUGGUAAUCAUGGACAGCGAAGGUGGCGUUGGAAGUUUAGAAGAGCAGGCCUUAAAGAGGAAAGAAAGACUCAAGAAUCUGAAAAGGAAGAAUCCGAGUAAUGAGAAUACCACGUCCGAAACAUCUAGCGAAGGAAUAGUAUUACCAAAGCCCAAGUUCCGCAGUUACAAUCCACAAGAUGAGAAGCUGCAGGAAUCAAAGCUGGAAGAUGCUCAGCCUGUGGAAGUUGAGGAGGAGGUUAAAGAUCUGUUAGAGGCAGGCAAGGAAAAGGUUGUGCUACAAGACUUAGAUAUAUCAAGUUUGGCUCCUAGGAAACCAGACUGGGAUCUUAAAAGGGACGUAGCCAAAAAGCUUGAAAAACUUGAGAGGCGGACACAGAAAGCCAUAGCUGAGCUGAUCUGGGAGAGAUUGAAAGAAGGCACUCAGGAUGAUCUAGGAGCCAUGGUGACUAUGACUGACAACAGGGCCACUGAAGAUGACUGACUUGUGAGUGUGUGAGUGUAUGAGUGUGUGACUAGUGCAGUGUAUGUGUGGAAAGUUUAAUUCGUAAUUCCCUACCAUGUAGGAUUAAUCAUUAAAGAAAAAGAGUGAUAUGUGGAUUACAAAUAAAUGCAUUUUUUAUGACAAUAA
This is a messenger RNA of Pectinophora gossypiella (pink bollworm), 804 nucleotides long. Its product is annotated as coiled-coil domain-containing protein 12. Gene Ontology annotation, cellular component: U2-type spliceosomal complex; post-mRNA release spliceosomal complex. The record is from RefSeq and is a predicted model, not a curated record. The transcript is spliced from 3 exons. NCBI's taxonomy places the organism in Eukaryota, Metazoa, Arthropoda, Insecta, Lepidoptera, Gelechiidae. The coding region runs from base 175 to 657 and encodes 160 amino acids.